AUGUUUGUUUCCACAUUUGAAUUGAUCUGCCUGGCAGCCUCCAAUUCUCAUGCUGUUUUUUGUUUCUGCAAUCUAAUCAUAGCCAUUCUAGUCGUCGGAAGUUCCAUGUCUGCUUCACAGUGUAACGAAGAGAAACCUUAUCCUUGUCAUAGUUUUCCCUAUGAAAACAAAGAUUCCACAAACAUGAAAAAUGCUGCUUCUUCAUCUAUGAAGGCAAAGAAACUGGUCGAAACUGAUGAAGAUGAAGCAUCAUCUAUCAGUAUAACAUCUGUCAACAAUGAAGAAAGAACUUGGGUUGAAGAAGAAGAAGAAGAAGAAGCAUCUUCAUCUGUCGGUAUAACAAUGGUCAACGAUGAAGAAAAAAGUCGGGAUGAAGAACAAGAUGAUGACGAUGAAUUGAGAAGAAGAGUUGAAGAAUUCAUUGAGAAAGUAAAUAAAGGAUGGAUGGAUGAAAAGUUGAAAACAUAUUGUUUAGUCCAGUGA
Messenger RNA from Fraxinus pennsylvanica, 483 nucleotides. The record is from the annotation of a GenBank genome assembly. Lineage: Eukaryota; Viridiplantae; Streptophyta; Magnoliopsida; Lamiales; Oleaceae.